AUGUCCGGACUACGUUAUGAUAGCCAGAAACCGCAGACGGCAAAUAAUGUGGACACCCCUCCACCUUAUGACUACGAGUCAUCUUAUCAGCCAAGGAAAAAUGAACUUGUCUCUGUCAUUGAAAACGAACGCCUUCGACGGAAAAUAAGACAACAGAUGGAUAAUAUGGUGACAGCCAUCGACAGCAUAGCCGAGGCUCGGUUUUGGAACGAUCUCCCUCAAACUGACUACCUUUCACAUGCGCAAUUCUAUCUGGACUCAGCCCAUGUGUUUAAAGACGCAGUGCAGAGAUUAAAAGAGAUGGGAAAAGUCUUGCAGUCGCGUAAACCUGAGCAUGUUGAGCUUUAUACCAUAUUGUCGAGACUUAGUGAUGAUGAGCUUGAUCUCAUGCUGUAUGCUUCUUAUACUAAGGUUUAA
Penicillium malachiteum is the source of this 417-nucleotide messenger RNA. RefSeq lists its product as uncharacterized. NCBI's taxonomy places the organism in Eukaryota, Fungi, Ascomycota, Eurotiomycetes, Eurotiales, Aspergillaceae. The record is from RefSeq and is a predicted model, not a curated record. Bases 1 to 417 code for a protein of 138 amino acids. The transcript has a single exon.